Molecule: messenger RNA, 1695 nt
Organism: Polyodon spathula (Mississippi paddlefish)
Lineage: Eukaryota; Metazoa; Chordata; Actinopteri; Acipenseriformes; Polyodontidae
Product: transient receptor potential cation channel subfamily M member 5-like
Exons: 10
Biological process (GO): calcium ion transmembrane transport
Cellular component (GO): membrane
Molecular function (GO): ligand-gated calcium channel activity; calcium-activated cation channel activity
Source: RefSeq, a predicted model, not a curated record
CCUUGUGACUUGGAAGAAGUCAUGAUGGAUGCCUUGGUCAGCAAUAAACCUGAUUUUGUGAAGCUUUUCAUUGACAAUGGGAUGAACAUGUGCGACUUCCUGACAUACAACAAACUCCAGGACUUGUACUGUGCAAUCCCUCCGAAGUGCCUUCUCCACCAACUCCUGCAGAGGAAACACGAGGAGCCCAAACUCUCCAUAACGGCGCGCAAUGGCAGCAUGGCAGAUUCUCUGGAGCAGAAACCAAAGUUCACUCUGUAUGAGGUCUCCAAAGUGCUCAAAGACUUCCUGCACGAUUCCUGCAGAGGAUUUUACCAGGAGACCUCCAAGAAAGGAACAAUGGAAAAAGCCGGUAUAGGUCGAGUCAGUCAUGUGCAAAAGCCCUCACUCAACAUGAGCCAGAAAUGUGAGAAUCCGUGGAGGGAUCUCUUUCUGUGGGCAGUCCUUCUGAACAGACAGGAAAUGGCCAACUACUUCUGGGCUACAGGCCCGGAGGCAGUGGCAGCAGCUCUAGCUGGCUGUAAGAUCCUGAAAGAGAUGGCUCACCUGGAAUCAGAGGCAGAGUCUGCUCGGAGCAUGAAGGAGGCUAAAUACGAGCAAUUCGCACUGGACUUGUUCAGUGAAUGCUACACCAACAGUGAGGACAGGGCCUUUGCUUUGCUGGUCAGAAAGACAAAGUCCUGGAACAAAACCACCUGCCUAGACCUGGCAACAGAAGCCGACGCCAAGUCCUUCUUCGCCCAUGAUGGUGUUCAGUCUCACUUGACGAAGAUGUGGUGGGGAGCCAUGAAGUCAGACACCCGGAUUUGGAAACUAGUGCUCUCAUUCUUCUGUCCUCCUCUAAUUUACACCAACUUAAUAACAUUCAGCGAGGACGAGCAUCACACAGUGGGUGGAACGGAACAGUUUAAGGAAUUCGACAGCCAGGAUAGUGAGAAGGCAAUGCUGCUCAAGCAGAGGCAGAACAGUGACACGAUCAAGCCUGAAAAACAGGUAAUGACCAGCAAUAACGUUUGCAUGAAGUUCCUGUUCACGAGAUGGAAGAAGUUCUGGGGUGCCCCGGUCACUGUGUUCCUGGGCAAUGUCAUCAUGUACUUUGCAUUCCUCUUCCUUUUUACUUACGUUAUCUUGGUGGACUUCCAACCCCCUCCUCCCUACGGCCCAUCCAUCCCAGAGAUCACCCUCUACUUCUGGGUCUUCACCCUGGUGUUGGAGGAGCUGCGACAGAGUUUCUUUACAGAUGAAGACACCAGCAUCAUAAAGAAGUUCAAGCUCUAUGUGGAAGACAACUGGAACAAGUGUGAUAUGGUGGCCAUCCUGCUGUUCGUGCUCGGGGUGUUUUGCAGGAUGGCAUGGUCUACGUAUGAAGCAGGUCGUACAGUCCUGGCCCUAGAUUUCAUGGUGUUUGCUCUCCGGUUGAUUCACAUCUUUGCCAUCCACAAGCAGUUGGGCCCAAAGAUUAUCAUUGUGGAAAGAAUGAUGAAGGAUGUCUUCUUCUUCCUCUUUUUCCUGAGCGUCUGGCUCAUUGCCUAUGGAGUGGCCACUCAAGCUCUGCUGCACCCCAACGAUACCCGGGUCGACUGGAUCUUUCGCCGCGUGCUUUAUCGGCCCUACCUACAUAUAUUUGGGCAGAUCCCACUGGAAGAGAUUGAUGGUAAUAAAAAUAAAAACACUUUCAUGGUUCAUGUUGUUUGA